AUGAACGUUCUUAGAAGAGCUUCCUCAAGCUGGCCGAUUGUUUUGGCAACCAUGAAAAGAUCAUUUAACACCCUCAGAAUCUCCCCUGAUCCUUCCCUUGCUCAUGGUAUACACGUCUUUCAUUGCCCUGAUCAAGUUGGAAUCGUGGCAAAAAUAUCCGAGUGUAUUGCGUCAAGGGGAGGGAACAUAUUGGUAGCUGAUAUUUUUGUGCCCCACAACAAAAAUGUCUUCUACUCAAGAAGUGAGUUUGUGUUCGACCCAAUUAAAUGGCAGCGGAAGCAAAUGAACGAGGACUUCCUUGACCUAUCAAAGAUGUUCAAUGCAGUUAAAUCGCUCGUUCGAGUGCCUUCUGUAGACCCUAAAUAUAAAAUUGCUCUUCUUGCUUCGAAGCAGGACCAUUGUCUUGUUGAUCUACUGCAUGCUUGGCAAGAUGGAAAACUUCCGGUUCAAAUAAGCUCUGUAAUCAGCAAUCAUGAUAGGGUGGGGAAUUCCCAUGUGAUGCGGUUCCUUGAAAGACAUGAGAUUCCAUAUCAUUAUCUGUCCAAGUCAAAGAAUGUAGAAGAUGAGAUAUUGGGGUUGGUUGAAGACACAGAUUUCUUGGUCCUUGCUAGAUACAUGCAGGUGUUGUCUGGAAACUUUUUGAAAAGAUAUGGGAAGGAUGUGAUUAACAUCCAUCAUGGCUUAUUGCCAUCAUUCAAGGGAGGAAAUCCAUCUAGGCAGGCUUUUGAAGCUGGGGUCAAAUUGAUUGGUGCCACAACCCAUUUUGUCACGGAGGAGCUUGAUGGUGGCCCAAUCAUUGAGCAGAUGGUUGAGAGAGUCUCCCACAAGGAUAAUUUGCUGAGUUUUAUUCAGAAAUCCGAGAAUCUUGAAAAACAAUGCCUUAUGAAGGCAAUCAAGUCAUAUUUUUUCAUUAUUCAUUCUAAUUUAAGUUGUUCCAAUCCAAGUGGGCAUAAUAAUAAGAUAUAUGUGCAUUCUCAAUUCUCCUUGUUAAAUUCAUUGUUGUUGGAGUUUUCUUCUCUCUCAAACUUUGUGUUUUCUAGUGUCUAA
Lactuca saligna is the source of this 1047-nucleotide messenger RNA. The record is from the annotation of a GenBank genome assembly. NCBI's taxonomy places the organism in Eukaryota, Viridiplantae, Streptophyta, Magnoliopsida, Asterales, Asteraceae.